AUGGACCUGAAACACGGCGAUUUUCUUCGUCAGAACUCGUUGGACUUGCUGCAUUUUCAGUCGGGACCAAUUUCCGCGCCAGCGGUGCCGUCAACAGGUGAUGACUACUUUAGUUUCCAGCUACCUAGUCAAUCGGCCGCCGGCGUGGAAAAGAACCGUCCGUCACAUCAACAUGAGCAUACAGGUGCUGGCUCACAGUAUGCUCCUCCUCCACACCAGCCUCCUCACAUCAAUCUAUGGAAACCACAUUCCCCAGUCGUCCAGAAGAAUCGUGGCCAUCUAAAUGCCAGGCAAAGGAUUUCUUCUGACAAAAGAAUUCGUCACAAAUCGCGUCUAUCGAACUCCAUCACUCAUGAUGGAAAAAUUGCUGAUGGUGAUGAAUCGUCUCCUGCUGUUCUAAGCUAUUCCUCGGAGUCAAACAAUCAAGACAAUGAACAACUGAAGUCCAAAUCGCCCGCAAAACGCAAAAAUAACCCCGGCUUCCGUAUUCCCCUCGAUAACCUACAACCUUCAAAUCCAGUCUCUCAUUUCCAACAGCCUACGCACAUCGGACUUGGAGCUGUUGGCUCCAUCGGUUCUGAAUCUAACCUCGACCUCACCUAUCAAAACAUGAAAAUCUCAGACCCUGAUGUGUACUUUCAUCGAAACGGCGGUGAAUGGGACAGCGGUCAGGAGAAUGUCACUCCGCUCAUGAAUCCUCCAGCUACCAAUGAGUUGGGCUAUUUUGGAGCCUUCGAAGUUCCCGUAAGCGAUAAGGAUGCCAGUUUCAAUGCUCUUGAUACCGGAAUGCCAUCUGGUUAUCUUUCGCUUCCAAGAGACGCGGAGCGGUCCAGUGUCACAAAGAGUGAUGACAAUAGUACUGACUUCGAUGAAUUUGCUGCAAUACCCUUUGAUAGCUUUGUGCCAAUUCAGGAGUCAUUCGACGACUUCAGCCUGAGUGUAACGAAUUUCGAGAAUCAAUUUGACGAACUGGGUUUUUCUCAUCAGCACCCUAGUCACACACUGUUUGACAGUGGAGGACAUGUUCCUGUUGUUGGCGAGUAUCUUCAGCACGCUCAACGUCAUAGUCAUUCGAAUCUUCAUUUAAACCAACACUCACAUUCACAAUUACAAUCACACGCUCCUCAAUCUCAGCUCCGAAACCUUGGUUCUGAGCAGGUGUCGUACCCUCCUAGAGCUGUUAAUCAACUGGAUGUGCCCAACGCCAUGCGUCACACUGGGUAUAACUCUACUAUGCAAUAUGGUAAUCAAGAUCAUUACCAGCUGUUCAAAGCAGACGCAUCACCUAAGCCGCGAAGUCUUUUCGUCAGUCGUCCCAUUUUGGAACGAUCACAAUCUGCGCAGAGUGCUGUGCCUCCAGUUAUCAAGUCAGAGGUCAAAAAGAAGAAGAAGUCUUCAAGAGUUGUGAUCUGUCCAAUAUGUGAAAAGCAUAUCAGUAGAGAUUUCACUAGACAUGCACGUAUCCACAAUGAAGUCGGUCGUUUCCAGUGCGUGUUCCCCAGAAAUACCUGCUCACACAAAUCAGGAAAGUUCAACAGACCUUACGACUACAAGAAACAUUUGCUCAAUGUGCACUUCACUUUCGAUGAUCCAAAGAUUCGUUUAGCCCCGAACUUGAAGGAGAAAUUGCUUGUCUAUGGUCUGUGCAACUCCUGCGGUCAAAGGUUUCUUGGAAAUGAUUGGCUUGAGGAGCAUGUGCUCAAUACAGACAAAGGCAAGCGAUGCCAGAAGCUACAAACAGACAUCGAAGUUGAUCAAAAAGCUUUACAUGCCACGGAUAAUCUUGAAGAAGAUAAUUUUGCGCUUUUCAUAAAGGAGGAGAACCUGGACUGA
This is a messenger RNA of Candidozyma auris, 1833 nucleotides long. RefSeq lists its product as uncharacterized. The record is from RefSeq and is a predicted model, not a curated record. Lineage: Eukaryota; Fungi; Ascomycota; Pichiomycetes; Serinales; Metschnikowiaceae. The coding region runs from base 1 to 1833 and encodes 610 amino acids. The transcript has a single exon.